Molecule: messenger RNA, 1548 nt
Organism: Lodderomyces theae
Lineage: Eukaryota; Fungi; Ascomycota; Pichiomycetes; Serinales; Debaryomycetaceae
Gene: CHT3
Product: Cht3p
Exons: 1
Coding region: 1-1548 (515 amino acids)
Biological process (GO): carbohydrate metabolic process
Cellular component (GO): extracellular region
Molecular function (GO): chitinase activity
Source: RefSeq, a predicted model, not a curated record
AUGUCGAGAUUAUUCCAAUUCAUUUCCAUUAUUGCUGUGUUUGCAACUGCUGCGUUUGCAUUUGAUCCCACUAGUAAUUCCAAUGUUGCCGUAUACUGGGGUCAAAACUCCGGGGGCGGUCAACAACGAUUAUCAUACUACUGUGACUCCGAUGCUGUUGAUAUUGUCAUUUUAUCAUUUAUGCAUGUGUUCCCCAACCCGGUUCAAUUGAACUUUGCCAACGCUUGUGAAGGUACAUUCACACCAGACGGAAUCUUGAAAUGUGACACUAUUGCCGCUGAUAUCCAAUCUUGUCAAGCCAAGGGAAAGAUUAUCUUGCUUUCUUUGGGUGGUGCUUCAGGUGCGUAUGGCUUCAGCUCUGAUGAUCAAGCUAGAGAGUUUGCUCAUACCGUUUGGGAUUUAUUUGGUAAUUCGGAUGCCUUGUCUGCUGCCGAAAGACCAUUCGGUGGUGCUAUUCUUGACGGGUUUGAUUUCGAUAUCGAAAAUCAUAUCAGUACCGGGUAUGCUGCCAUGGCGGACGAAUUGCGGACAAUUUUUGCAACUGAUUCAUCCAAGAGGUAUUACCUAGGUGCUGCACCUCAAUGUCCAUACCCUGACGCAUCCGUCGGCAACUUGUUACAGGAAAGCUUUAUUGAUUUCGUCUUUAUUCAAUUUUACAACAACUAUUGUAAUUUGGGCACAAGCUGGUUCAAUUGGGAUACUUGGUUGGACUAUGCUGAGAAUACCAGUCCAAACACGAACGUCAAAUUGUUUGUUGGUGUUCCAGGUUCAAUUAGAGCUGCUGGAUCCGGUUACAACCCACCAGAAUUGAUUGAGGAUUACUUGACAAGCGAUAUCAAGUCAAGCGAGCAUUUCGGAGGCAUUUCGAUGUGGGAUGUGUCUGCAGCUUGGGAUAAUACUGAUACGAAUGGUAACUUUGUUGAAAAUAUGAAGCGAUUGGUGAAUAAUGAUGAUAUGUUCCAAGCUGCUGCUGUUUCGUCUUCUGAUAGCACCACCACCACCACUACGACCACAAUCACCACAACUUCAACGACAUACAUAAGUGAAACCACCACUACUAGCAGUUCCUCAAGAAUCACCAGCUCAUCAAGCUCAUCGAGUGCUACCAGCACCACUAGUUCCACCAGUACUUCAAGUAGUUCCAGCAUCUCAAGCUCGCCAAGGUCCACCAGUUCUUCCAGUACGGUCAUCACGUCCAGUUCUUCCCUCACGUUGAUCUCCUCAACUCACAAUGCCGAUCUCACCACUACUGACUCAACCAAUUCACCUAUUCAAUCUGUCACAAAUACUCAAAAAAACACCAUUUCCGAAACUACUGAUACCCAAAAGAGCACAUUGCUUUCACCACCGUCCUCCUCUUCGUCUUCACCAACUUCCUUGACAUCACCUUCAACUUUACAAACAUCACUCUCAACACCAACAAAUGUAUUCACCUCGGUUGUGUUUGCACCAACCACAAUGACCACCAUUUCCACAUUUUACAACAUCAUCACCACGAGAUACAAUCUUCAAACAAUAUACGGACCGCCACCAACCACAACCAUUUAG